Vicia faba (fava bean) is the source of this 342-nucleotide messenger RNA. The record is from the annotation of a GenBank genome assembly. NCBI's taxonomy places the organism in Eukaryota, Viridiplantae, Streptophyta, Magnoliopsida, Fabales, Fabaceae.
AUGGAAAAUAAGAACAAACGGAUCAGAAAUGAUGGCUAUGACAGUGAGGAAGAAAAAGAAGAGAUGAAGAUAGAGAAGUUCUACUCUCUGCUAAGAAGCUUCCGUGACGCCCGUGAUAGAUUACGCCGAAGGGAAGAACUACAUGAUGAUCAGCUAGAUCAUAAUGAGAGGAACAAGAAAAAGAUGAAGACAGAGCCUUGCUUUGAGUUGCAGGACUUCACUACUGAUAUUCACUUCCCUUUCAAUUUUACAGAUCCAGUAAAAAACAACAACAACGUUGAGAAGAAGAAACAACCACUUAAGGAACAUGCUCUUGACCUCAAACUCUCGCUCUUUAACUAG